AUGAUAGAUAACGGGGGCGUACCCCUAUUUACUUUUCGGGGAGCUGUAUUUUUGCAGCCGAUCGCGCGUUCGGGAAAACAUCUUGCAAAGAAAAUCCUUCGCAUCAACCUCGGAACUGAAAAACCUGAAACUGAGGGGAAUGGGACAUCUAUCUCGCUAGCUAGCUCGCUUCGCUUGGCUUACCAGCUAGCCUACGCCUUAUUGUGGAGGUGCAACCAACCAACUCAGCCACAGUCAGCCGUAAACAAACAGUUAGCAGGCAGGCUGUGGCAGCUCUCUCCCUGUAAGAAAAGGCUGGUUUAG
Morchella importuna is the source of this 303-nucleotide messenger RNA. RefSeq lists its product as uncharacterized. The transcript is spliced from 2 exons. Bases 1 to 303 code for a protein of 100 amino acids. The record is from RefSeq and is a predicted model, not a curated record. Lineage: Eukaryota; Fungi; Ascomycota; Pezizomycetes; Pezizales; Morchellaceae.